Centruroides sculpturatus (bark scorpion) is the source of this 1272-nucleotide messenger RNA. RefSeq lists its product as uncharacterized. Bases 55 to 1212 code for a protein of 385 amino acids. Gene Ontology annotation, cellular component: membrane. The record is from RefSeq and is a predicted model, not a curated record. Gene Ontology annotation, biological process: sensory perception of taste. NCBI's taxonomy places the organism in Eukaryota, Metazoa, Arthropoda, Arachnida, Scorpiones, Buthidae. The transcript is spliced from 2 exons.
UAUUUCACGGUUGAUGAACAGUUUUCUAGAUUACGAAUCUUGUCAGACAACAAUAUGAAUUCCUUAAUUCAAUUGAACAAAAUCAGGAAGUUUACAGACGAAGAAGAAAUUUAUCUUUUCACCUACAGAAACCGAUGGAAGUCAUUGACCAUGUGCAUGAAAUUCCUCGGUUUGAAAUUCGAGAAAAGGUUCACUCCACACAUAAUUUUCAUGUUGAUAGCAGAAAAAAUAUAUACAAUCUUCUUCAUCUACGAAAAUAUUAUAACAUUAAGUAAUUAUUCUUUUUCGUUAGUUAAUUGGAUCAUAUUUAUAUACUUUGUUUUUUUCCAUUUCGUAAAUAUAUUUUCUUUGUAUCAUUUUCAUCUGAAUAAGAAGAAAAUUACGGCGAAAUUAAAUAAUUUGUACGAAGUUUCUGGCAUUAGCAGGGAGACAUGCAUUAAGUCCAGAUCAAUGCUGAUUAAAGUCUGUUUAAUUUGGUUGAAUAGUAUCGUUUUCAAUGCCAUUGUUUGUCUUCAUAUCUCCGGAAAAAGAUUCCAAUUAGGUGUUAAAGAAGUAUUUCAUAUAAACUUCGAUGAUUAUAGAGCAGAUAUUAUUACAUUUUUUUCAUAUUUCUACGGCAACUUUGUCAUCCCUAUUCAAUUCCAGUUCUUGUUACUUUAUUUCUGCUCCAUAUGCAAAGAUUUCGAGUAUUCUUUCGCGUUAAUUCGUAAAAAUCUUGCCGAUAAGCGCACUCCGAAACAGAUUAACGAAGCCUCUUAUAAGUAUAUUCAGAUAUUGGCCAUGGUAAAUGACAUAGAAAGUAUUUACUCCCCCGUUUUAUUUCUGUGGUCGACUUCGAUUGUUGGAAAUGUCAUAUUUAUGAUUGGUGGUUAUUUACAGAGGAUGACGUCCUCUAUCGACAUGACGGACGUAAUAUCGUUUUUCUGUUGUACAGGAUUUCAAUUUUUAUUGUUUUCUAACGUUUGUUUCUCUUCGUCGAAUAUGAACAGAGAGGCCAAGAAGUUUGCAAUGUCCAUUUACAAAGCCUCGCUUUCUAUCAACGAUCAAGCCGUUCGGCAAUUUGCCUUUCAGUUUUCUAUGGAAAUUUUGCAAGAUUUGCCUAAUUUUUCUGCGUGGAAUAUGUUUUGCAUCGAUAACAAUUUUACAAUGGCAAUUUUUAGUGCCGUUGUCACUUACGGUCUCAUUAUAUUUCAAUUCUCAAGCAAGCAAUAACGAAAAGGAUCUCUCAAGUGGACAUCCAUCCUCACACUUCACCGUUGCAGAGAAUGUAUU